UUGACGUCACUUCUGCGCGACUCUUUUCCUAGGCGUCUGGUUCUCGGGCUACUCUUCUGAACUAUGCCUAAAGUAGUGUCGCGGUCGGUAGUCUGCUCCGACACCCGCGACCGGGAGGAAUAUGACGACGGCGAGAAGCCCCUGCACGUCUACUACUGCUUGUGUGGCCAGAUGGUGCUGGUGCUGGACUGUCAAUUAGAGAAAUUACCCAUGAGGCCCCGGGACCGGUCCCGUGUGAUUGAUGCUGCCAAACAUGCUCACAAGUUUUGUAACACAGAAGACGAGGAGACUAUUUAUCUUCGGAGGAUUGAAGGCAUUGAGCGACAGUACAGGAAGAAGUGUGCAAAGUGUGGACUGCCACUCUUCUACCAGUCCCAGCCGAAGAAUGCUCCUGUGACCUUCAUUGUUGAUGGAGCAGUCGUCAAGUUUGGCCAGGGUUUUGGGAAAACAAAUAUAUAUACCCAGAAACAAGAGCCUCCUAAGAAGGUGAUGAUGACCAAACGGACAAAAGACAUGGGCAAGUUCAGCUCUGUCACUGUGUCUACCAUUGAUGAAGAGGAAGAGGAGAUUGAGGCUAGGGAAGUUGCUGACUCGUAUGCACAGAAUGCCAAAGUGAUUGAAAAACAGCUAGAGCGCAAAGGCAUGAGCAAGAGGCGGCUGCAAGAGCUGGCUGAAUUGGAAGCCAAAAAAGCAAAAAUGAAGGGGACGUUGAUUGACAACCAGUUCAAAUGAUGAGGACCUUUCUCUGAGCCAAGGCUGGAGGCAAGCAUUUAGAAUAGAGAGAAAAAUAACUUCUUGGUUACAUGGACUGGUUCCUAUUUAUGCUCUGCCAGCAGGCUUUACAUUGCUUUCCACUGAUUGUCCUGUGUUCAUUAAGGUCUAUAACUGAGUCCAUUUGACCUGCUUUGUAAAUUUUUCUAAGUCUUUUUGUAUAUAGGCUUUCUGUACUAUCUUUUGCUCAUUUGAUGUCAACUUCUUCAGCUGUGUAGAAAGUUUAUGAAUAGAUUAGUGCUUGAA
This is a messenger RNA of Oryctolagus cuniculus (rabbit), 1017 nucleotides long. RefSeq names its product STING1 ER exit protein 1 (gene STEEP1). Gene Ontology annotation, biological process: endoplasmic reticulum membrane organization; endoplasmic reticulum to Golgi vesicle-mediated transport. Lineage: Eukaryota; Metazoa; Chordata; Mammalia; Lagomorpha; Leporidae. The record is from RefSeq and is a predicted model, not a curated record.